AUGACGAGGUUUUGUUUCUUUGCUUCUUUGCUUUUUUUGACCAUGCUCUUAUGUUUUUGCUAUGCAACUAUAACGCCAACAAGUCCUUUGUCAAUAGGCCAAACUCUCAGAUCCUCUAACGAGGUUUAUGAGUUGGGGUUCUUCAGUCCUAAUAAUACUAAGAAUCAAUAUGUUGGAAUCUGGUUCAAAGAUACCACUCCUCGGAUCAUUGUGUGGGUGGCCAAUAGAGAAAAGCCUGUUACAGACACCAUGGCAAAUCUAUCUAUUAGCAGCAACGGAAGUCUUCUUUUAUUUGAUGGAAAUCAUGGUGUUGUGUGGUCCAGUGGAGUAACUUUUGCCUCUAACGGGUAUCGCGUGGAGCUUUCAGACAGCGGAAAUCUUAUGGUCGUAGAUAAAAUUUCAGAAAGAACUCUAUGGCAAAGCUUUGACCAUCUUGGUAACACUCUGCUACAGUCCUCGUUCCUGAUGUAUAACCUGGCUACCGGCGAGAAGCGAUUUCUGACUUCUUGGAAAAGUUAUAAUGAUCCAUCUCCUGGCGACUUUGUGGCUCAGAUUACACCGCAAGUUCCAUCACAAGGGUUUAUUAUGAAAGGCUCGACGCCUUACUGGAGAAGCGGUCCAUGGGCUAAAACAAGGUUCACUGGCCUACCUCUAAUGGAUGAAUCGUUCACAAGUCCAUUCAGCCUACACCAGGAUGUUAACGGGUCAGGAUACUUUUCAUAUUCUGAAAAGGACAACAAUCUUUCACGUAUAGUUUUAACAUCAGAGGGAUCACUGGAGGUGUUUCGGCAUAAUGGAACGACCUGGGAGUUUAACUAUCAGACUCCAGCCCAUUCAUGUGAUUCUUACGAUGCAUGUGGACCUUUUGGAUUGUGUGUUACUUCUGUUCCUCCAAAGUGUAAAUGUUUCAAAGGGUUUGAACCAAAAUACACCGAGGAGUGGAAAAGAGGAAACUGGACUGGUGGUUGUGUGAGGCAAACCGAACUACUUUGUGAAAGAAACUCUACCGGUAAAGAUGCAAACGUGUUUUAUCCUGUUGCCAACAUAAAGCCUCCAGACUCUUACGAAUUUGCUAAUACCGUGGAUUUUGAAGAAUGCCACCAAAUUUGCCUCCACAAUUGUUCUUGCUUGGCUUUUGCUUAUAUUAGUGGAAUCGGGUGCUUAGUGUGGAAUCAAGAAUUAAUGGACGCAGUGCAAUUUUCUGUGGGAGGGGAGCUUCUUUCUAUUCGUCUUGCACCUUCUGAGCUAAAUGGAAAUAAGAGCAAGCAUACCAUCAUUGCUAGUACAGUGAGCAUUGCUCUUUUUGUGAUUCUGGGUUUCGCUGCGUUUGGUUUCUGGAGAUGCAGAGUAGAACAUAAUGCUGAUAUAUCAAAGGAUGAAUGGAGGAACGAAUUGAAACCAAAAGAUGUACCAGGUUUAGAUUUAUUUGAGAUGAAUACUAUACAAACUGCCACUAAUAAUUUCAGUCUGUCCAACAAAAUCGGACAAGGUGGAUUUGGUUCUGUGUACAAGGGAAAACUGCAAGAUGGAAAAGAAAUUGCUGUAAAACGGCUUUCUAGCAGCUCCGGACAGGGCAAAGAGGAGUUUCUGAAUGAAAUAGUACUAAUCUCAAAACUACAACACAAAAAUUUAGUCCGGGUUUUGGGAUACUGCAUCAAAGGAGAAGAGAAGCUACUGAUUUAUGAGUUCAUGUUGAACAAAAGCCUUGAUACUUUUCUCUUUGAAUCAAGAAAAAAAAUAGAGAUUGACUGGCCUAAGAGAUUCAAUAUCAUCCAAGGUAUUGCACGAGGACUUCUCUAUCUCCACCGUGACUCACGCCUCAAAGUCAUUCACCGAGAUCUGAAAGUGAGCAAUAUUCUUCUGGAUGAGAAGAUGAACCCAAAAAUAUCAGAUUUUGGACUAGCUCGGAUGUAUCAAGGAACUGAGUACCUGGACAACACUCGCCGGGUUGUAGGAACUCUAGGAUAUAUGGCUCCUGAGUAUGCAUGGACUGGGGCGUUCUCUGAGAAAUCCGAUAUUUACAGCUUCGGAGUUCUGCUGUUAGAAAUCAUUAGCGGAAAGAAGAUCUCAAGAUUCAGCUGCGGCGGAAAGACCCUUCUUGCAUAUGUAUGGGAAUUCUGGUCUGAAAACAGAGGUACUGAUCUUCUGGACCAAGAUGUUGCUGACUCAUGUCGCCCAUUUGAGGUUGGAAGGUGUGUUCAGAUUGGUCUUCUUUGUGUUCAACACCAACCUGAAGACAGACCCAACACACUUGAGUUGCUGUCUAUGCUCACCACAACAUCAGAUCUCCCACCUCCAAAACAGCCCACAUUUGUAGUGCACACAAGAGAUGACCAAUCCAUGCCUAAUGUUUUGAUCACCGUCAACGAGAUGACACAAUCUGUGUUCCUUGGGCGCUAAGAAACAAUGUGUGAUGGAAAUUAUGUUGUCAACUUUCUCAUUCUUCAUUUCUAAAAUAUUUCUAAACAAAGGAGUUUAAAUUAGUGGUUACCAACAUGGUUUCUCUAAAUGUUCCGGCUUGAAUGCUUUGAUCUCUAUCACUUGUUGAAUCGAUCUUGACCUAGAACCUUAACGCAUACGAGACUAUUAAUUUAAGGCGGGUUUCAGCCUUAGAUUAAUGACAAACCAUAAUAGAACAGGAGGUCCAUCAUGACGGAGCAAUUAAGAACGCAUCAAUGGUGUCGGAUCACGCCGGAGAUGAAGGUGUAAGUAUGCUUCGUUCAGGACCAGCUAUUAAAGGAGGUGUAAGAUGAAAGAGUCGAUUUAUUCAUUCCUUAUUCGUUAUGUAAGAUCGAAACCCUAAUAUUAAAUUUUGAGUGGAUCCGAGAUCCAUUAACAUCUCUCGGAAGUU
This is a messenger RNA of Raphanus sativus (radish), 2851 nucleotides long. RefSeq names its product G-type lectin S-receptor-like serine/threonine-protein kinase At1g61500. NCBI's taxonomy places the organism in Eukaryota, Viridiplantae, Streptophyta, Magnoliopsida, Brassicales, Brassicaceae. Gene Ontology annotation, molecular function: protein serine/threonine kinase activity; ATP binding. Gene Ontology annotation, biological process: recognition of pollen; protein phosphorylation. The transcript is spliced from 7 exons. The record is from RefSeq and is a predicted model, not a curated record. Bases 1 to 2400 code for a protein of 799 amino acids.